GAGAGAGAGAUAGAGAGAGAGAGAGAGGACGGGAAGGCUGAGGGAACGGCCAUGGCGGAGGUGGCGGCGGAGGUGAGGCAUAUGCCGAUGCGGGUGCGGAUAUUCGUGGGGGGAUUGGGGGAGAGGGUGACGGAGGAGGAGCUGAGGAGCAUCUUCGAGUCUAAGAACCUCGGGAGGGUUGAGGGAGUUGACAUCGUACGGACCAAAGGCCGCAGCUUCGCCUACUGCGACUUCGUCCCUUCCUCCUCCGCUUCCCUCUCCAAGCUCUUCAGCACGUACAAUGGGUGUGUUUGGAAGGGAGGACGGCUGAAACUUGAGAAGGCGAAAGAACACUUUCUUCUUCGCUUGGAACGCGAGUGGGAAGAAGAUGCUGCAAUGUCUCGUUUACUUAAUGAUGCUUCUGGUGCAGAUGAAGUCCCCGAGCAGCCACAAAAGCCCAAGAAGUCUUUUAAUCCCAAAAGCGAAAUUCAGAUAUUCUUCCCCAGAUUAAGGAAGGUGAAAACGUUGCUGCUGAAAGGAACGGGCAAACAUAAAUACAGCUUCCAGCGCGUAGAACCUCUUCCGUACCCGAAGCAUUUCUGCGACUGUGAAGAGCAUUUGGGUCCAUCAUCCUUGCCCUCGAUAGAGCAACGAAUUCCUAAGCCUGAAGCGCUUGAUGGUGGGAUAGAUGCUAAGGAGUUUGAUCUGAUGAGGUCGGUCAUGAACAAGUUGUUUGAGAAGGAAAUGGGGUCAGCAACCGUGCAGGACGAAAAGAAACUUGCCGAGCAAGAAGUUGUCGAAGGCAUGAACAUUGAUGAACCUCAGCAGGAAGAUGCUGUGGAGGAAGACUCAGGGGAAGAUGAGGAUGGUCUUGUUAUCAACAUUGUUAGGAGUUCGAGAAGUACCAGACCUAAGAUGAAUAAGAUAGAGGACGAGAUGUCAAUACCAAAACGGCAAAAAUCAGAACUUGCUAGAGAUGAAAGUGGUAGAAAUUCGCUCAAGGUUCAGAAAAGCGAUAAGUUAUCUUUUGAAAAAAGUGUUAGACCUACUCCGGAUGUGAGUGGUGUUGGAGAAGAGCUAUCUUCUUUCUCUACUCAUAAGGAGAAGAAACCAAAAGAUCAGUCUGAGACUCGUGCGAAAUGGUCUCAGAGGUCCUCGUGGAGAGAACUUCUUGGUGAUAAGACGAAAAGUUCAUUCACCGUCUCUCACAUAUUAACAGGUUCUGGCUCUUCCAAGGAAGAGGAAAUAGGGCGUGACCAAGAAGAAUCUGGUGAUCAUGAGAGUGAAGAAUCUGACGAGCAUGAUGAUGAAGAAUCUGACGAGCAUGAGGAUGAAGAAUCUGCUGAGCAUGACGAUGAAGAAUCUGAUGGGCACGGUUCUUUGGACAAUGAAGAUCAUGAGUCCAAUAAACUCUCUGAUGUGGCCGAUUCUGUGGACAGUGAGGAUCAUGAGUUUGAUAAACACUCUGAUCUGGAUGAUUCUGUGGACUGUGAGGAUCAUGAGUUGGACAAACGGAACGUCUGUGUGGAAGCUGACUUGAAGGAAUCAAAUCCGGUCUUGGGAAGUAAGUCGGGAAGGGGCGCUAUGUGGCUUCAUAAAUCUUCAUGGACUCAACUUGUGGCUGAUAGUCAGAAUCAGUCAUUCAGUUUGUCGCGAAUUUUGCCACCAGACAGGAAUGAAGAGACGCAGGACUACCGAGAUGAUACUGCCGUUACCAACAACAAGCAGCGGGGAAAUGAACCUUCAAAUGCCUUGGUCAAUGGGAAGGAGGAAGCCCCAAUCACGUCAUCCUUAGGAGAGGAGCCAAAGAAUCUAAUCUUGCAGAGUUCAAUGGAAUCUAAUCCGGGAACCAGCCUCAAACGUGAGAAGAACGGAGUUGCAACUGCUGAAAAGGUGCCUCUUUGCAUUGGUGAAGAAUGCCUUUUCAUGAGAAGCUCAGCCUCGUUGCGGGACUGGGCCAAAAGUAAAGCGGCUCUUACUGGGUCUCGCAAGAGGAAGAAGAUAUAGAAGCGAGUGCCUGGAGAGACCUAAUGUGCGUAGGGUGAACCAUUGGUACCAUUUCCUCAUUGACCAUCAACGAAGUUGUCUCUGACUGAUACCGGAUACGAGCUGGUGUCUAUUCCGGAUUCAUUCUGAUAGGGAUUUAAACUGAAAUGCCGUCCCAAUGUGGAGGAGGAGACCUUUCUGUUGUAUUCUUUCUGUUAUCUGUUGAUCUCGAAUUUUGGCAUCAUCGAUAUCCAUAUUACACGCUAGCUCUAAACCACCUUGAAUAGCAAACCUUUUGAUGUUUACAA
This is a messenger RNA of Punica granatum (pomegranate), 2273 nucleotides long. Lineage: Eukaryota; Viridiplantae; Streptophyta; Magnoliopsida; Myrtales; Lythraceae. The record is from RefSeq and is a predicted model, not a curated record.